This is a messenger RNA of Osmerus eperlanus (European smelt), 3577 nucleotides long. It is a transcript of the gene stac, whose product is annotated as SH3 and cysteine rich domain. NCBI's taxonomy places the organism in Eukaryota, Metazoa, Chordata, Actinopteri, Osmeriformes, Osmeridae. Gene Ontology annotation, biological process: positive regulation of protein localization to plasma membrane; positive regulation of voltage-gated calcium channel activity; skeletal muscle contraction. The transcript is spliced from 11 exons. The record is from RefSeq and is a predicted model, not a curated record. Gene Ontology annotation, molecular function: transmembrane transporter binding. Gene Ontology annotation, cellular component: extrinsic component of cytoplasmic side of plasma membrane. The coding region runs from base 388 to 1707 and encodes 439 amino acids.
UCGCAGGCUUGUAAGCAGACAGACACAACGCGCGCAUGGACAUGAAUGGGCUCUUGGAACAUUACGCGGGACGAUAGAAACGUUGAAGUAUCGUAAAAGAGCAGUAGCAGGCUUAUUUACAUCACGACUGCCUGUCCAGCUAGCAUAUUACAAUCCAUAUGUAACCGACAUAGUUACUUAGAACAGUUGUACUUAUGUGCUUUCUUUUUCGGAGUCAGUUUUUGUCUUGACAAAACAGCCUGUCGCAGAUAACAGAAAAGCACGCCGAUUUGACUGACUCUUUCAGACUACAAAGAUAUAGGCUACAGACAACUAAUUGGGAUGUAUGAAAGUGAAGAAGGAUAUCCGAAGUCUACAUAAACACGUUUUAAUCUGUCAGGAGAGAAGAUGAUUCCGCCAGGGAACAUGCAGGACGAGAGUUAUGGGAAUGAAAACGAGCGGGACCAGAACGACAUACCUCAGUCACCGGCAAUAAGCAUCAGUCAGGAGACGAAGUUACAGAGAAUGAAGCGCUCCUUGUCCUUCAAGACCAAGACCAUGCGCAGUAAAAGUGCAGACAACUUCUUCCAGAGGAACAGUGACAACAAGCUCCAGACUGAGCUGCUCUCAGACGCCAGCAACAGCACGGGCCACCUAUCGGGCUGUGGGGUAGUCUCCCUUUCAGCCCACCCGGUCGCUACCAAUCUGUCCAUCCCCCCUGUGCCCCCCCCCAUCCCCUCGGCCCCGCCACCCUCCUCGGUCCGCACGCCGUUGCGCAACGGCCUCGAGGUCGACGCGUCGGGACACAGCUUCAUGGAGCACAUCUUCAAGAAGCCCACCUUCUGUGACGUCUGCAAUCACAUGAUCGUAGGUACCACAGCCAAGCACGUGGUGUUUCUGGCAGGGAACACGGCAAAGCACGGCCUCCGCUGCAAGGCCUGCAAGAUGAGCAUCCACCACAAGUGUGAGAACGGCGUUGGAAUCCAGCGCUGCAUGGGAAAACUGCCUAAGGGUUUUCGUCGCUACUACAGCUCCCCACUGCUCAUCCAGGAACAGUUUGGCUGCAUUAAGGAAGUCAUGCCCAUUGCUUGUGGCAGUAAGGUGGACCCAGUGUACGAAGCUCUGAGGUUUGGGACAUCUCUGGCACAGAAGAACAAGAGACCCAGCGGAUCAGAAUCACCACACGGAAACUCUACAAGUGACUUGGCCCAGGUACCAGAGGAGGCCACAGCACACAGUAGCCGGCACGAACUCACCAGGAAACACAGCGAUGAUGUUUUCUCAGAUGUGGAGAACGGCACAGAACAUUACCAUCUACCAGAGAGGAGGCCAGAGGAGUCUCCGGAGCGUAGGCAUCUGAGAAAGGACGUCCUGCAACUCAAUACCUAUGUGGCCUUGUACACAUUCACUCCACAGGAGAGUCAGGACCUGGAGAUGAGUCCUGGUGACAGGAUCGUACUGGCAGAUGACUCCAACGACGACUGGUGGAAGGGCUUCAUCGAGGACAGGGUCGGCUUCUUCCCAUCAUCCUUUGCUCAGCAGGUUCGGGUGGGGGAUCGAGUAUUCAGGUGCACCCGGACGUUCAUCGGCUGUAAGGAGCAGGGUCAGAUCACCUUGAAGGAAGGACAGAUUUGUGUGAGCAGUGAGGAUGAGCAUGGUGGCUUCAUCUGUGUAGCCAGUGGAAAGAAGAGAGGCUACGUCCCCUGUGAUGUCCUGGAAAACAUCUGAGAGAGAAUCAAAGAGUGACAGAGAGGCAGAGAGAGAGAAAAAGAAGUGAAGAGAAAGAGAGAGAUGGGUGGAUGGCAGGAGAAAGAGAGGGGGAGAGACAGUCCUGAGAUUCACAGUAUUGGUGACUCUGAUUGUCGCUAAGUUCAGAUGCCAGACUUGAUUGCGCCUUCAGCUUCAAAAUGGCCACCUGAAUCCAUGGAGGGAAUUCACUGCUGAACUGUGAACGCCCCUGCCGCUGCCCCUGGAAGGACCCAGCUCAGCCCAGGACUGGAGACCCUCCACAUCCCCUUCUGUCCAAGAACACAGAUCCUGAGACUCAUAAGCUGCCAGUCGAGCUUGUGGUGAGAGAGAGUGGGUUUGAUGAAUAAUGGGACGUGGUUAGAUUUUUCAGUUGUCUUGUUUAUUUGUUUUUGUCAUAUGAAGGACUGUUGUGGUUUCUUUCAAGGAUGUUGUUUGGCAGUUCCGGCGACAAUAAUAUGCAUGAUUGGAGUUGUGUGUAAGUGCGUUUUUGCUUCCACUCUGAUAGAAAGCAUAGGGAAAUCUAGUUUUGUUUACAUGUUUUUCAUCGAAGAUAUUAUUUUCUGUGACUGGUAUGGUUCUGCCUCCUUGUUUAGCCUACACCCCUCAAAUUUGCCUACACAGAUUAUUCUCUGAAACACAGCCACGUAACUCUACAUAAUUAUUAUUGCUGUUCAUACAAUCUAAAUUCUUGACAGUAGCACUUGCUGUAACAAACAUUAGUAGCUUUUCUUAAAUACAUGUUUUGUCAUACAAUACCUCCCCACCAAGAUUUAGUGCAGCCUGCAGGGCAGUUACCACCUGUUCUUCAAUAGCAUAAAGCUGUGAUUAGUCCUCCUUUAUGGAUCCAAAACCUCACGUUACUUUUGUGACAGAAGGAAAACAACAUAACGAGAGCACUGACGAGAGCACUGAUACUAAACGAGAGGAUUUUCAAUGGAGUUUGAAUCAAAUCAAAGAUUUUAAUUUUCAAAGACAUUUCUAUUCCCUAGCAAAAAGAAUAUUGGUUAGUUAGCGAUUUUCCCCUCAGAGCAAUUUCUUAAUGAAUAAUAUUGAGGAAGAUUAUUCAAAUCUUCAUAGGAAACUUUAAAAGCGGUCAUAUUGUCUGAAGUUUACAGUGACUACCAAAUGUAUUUGUCUGUAUUAUGUUAUUCUAUCUGCACAAUACUUUUCAGCCUGCAUUUUAUUUUACUUAUUCAUAAAGAUCACAAAAGGCUGAGCAACCCUAACAUGGAUUGGAAUAUGUAUUCCUUUGUAUUUUCAUGUUAUUGAUGUUAAAUCUGUAUUGUAUUUCAACAUCUUGAAAAGAGAUAUAGGAGUUGCCUACAGUAUACACAAGGAUGUUAUGAUGAUCUAUGUGUAUGUAUGACUGGUCCAUUGGCAGUAAGAUGGUCAAACCUUUUUAGAUUGCAUAGUACGUUCAAACCAUGAUUAUUAAUACCAAUAAGUUAUACUGUAUUCUUCAAAGUGUAUGAAUAUUUCUCAUCAGUUGAAAUCAAUGGAAGUAUAAGGGACUGUGGCUUUAAUUGAAGUGUAAUUAUUCUCUACACGUUUUCCUCUUUGUCGUGAUCUGUUCUUUUAAGAUUAUCCUGCGGAGGUUAUUUUAAGUUUCCCGCUCAUAACUGCUGUUUUUAGCUGUUGAUCAUUCUUUUAAACAAAACAGCAAAGGUAUGUCAGUUGAUCUUUUUUCCAAACAUUACACUGCCCUGAGACGUGUACAUACUGUAUGCACUGGAUUAAAUAUAUUUAUUAUCAAAAUACAUACAUAGAAUUAGAUUCUAGACUUAUUUGUAUAGUUUGUAUACGUUUCUAAAACCUCCAAACAUGAAGUCAACUUCUCUCUUCAUCCUCC